Molecule: messenger RNA, 711 nt
Organism: Henningerozyma blattae CBS 6284
Lineage: Eukaryota; Fungi; Ascomycota; Saccharomycetes; Saccharomycetales; Saccharomycetaceae
Exons: 1
Coding region: 1-711 (236 amino acids)
Source: RefSeq, a predicted model, not a curated record
AUGUCACAAGGUAAUAUUUGCGACGAUAAACUAAAGCCAAUUGAAGAUAAAGAAAUGCUAAAAAAUCUUAAAUUAACCAAUAAUUACAAUAAUAAAGGAUUACUAUCUUCAAAAAAAAAUGUCAAGGGAAAAGUUAUCAAAUGUAGACCAAAGAAGAGGAAUAUUGCUGCUAAGGUAGUUAAAAACUUUUCAAGAAUAGAAGACGAUAUAAGAAUUACAGGUAUGGAUCCAACAAAUAAUUCAAUGAAGGUGUUUGAUGAAGAAUUUAAUAAGUUGAUAGGUGAUUGUGGUAUUGAUUGGAUUCAAGAGGAGUUUUCUUGUCUUGAAGAUACAAUUACAGAGGAAAUACCAGUAGUGGGCCCUAUAUCUAUGUGUGAUGAUACUUUUGGCGAACUAUUCUUCGGUAAUACUGAAAGGGAUCUUUGUAAAGACUCUGAUGAGCUUUCAGGUAAUUUGAGAGAUAUUAAUGAUAUUAAUGAAUCAUUUGAGACGAUAGAUAGUAGUUUGCUAUUCGAAAACCAUGCUGAUAUCAUUAGAGAUACUUUAGAUAUUACAAGCGAAGACUUGACAAUACAAGAACAACAAAAUGUGUUGGAAUCAAAACAAUCACCAGAUAUUACUACCGUGUCACAAAAUUGUUUCAUAAAUGAUAUGAUUUCAAAUAAUGUUUCACAGAGUGAUGCAUUCUUUAUUUUUGAUGUUUUAGUUUGA